AUGUGUCCUACAAACUACACAACACCAACAUAUUUCAUCAUAAAGGGUAUUACUGAUGUUCCUGAAUUACAACUUACGAUCUUCCUCUUGGUGCUAACAAUGUACCUUACCACACUCGGAGGUAACUUGACCAUUCUUCUGUUGAUCUGUCUAGAAAGCCAUCUACACACUCCUAUGUACUUCUUCCUCGGAAACCUGUCUAUCCUAGACAUGUCUUCAACCACUAUCACGCUUCAUAAGAUACUUGUUAUUUUUGUAUCUCAUAAUAGAAUUGUAUCUUUCAUUGUCUGUAUGACUCAAAUGUUUAUCUUUUCAUCAUUUUCCUGUGACAGUUUGUUUGUAUUGACAGCUAUGAGUUAUGACCGUUAUGUGGCAAUCUGCAAACCUCUUCACUAUACCUUGGUCAUGAGCCGAAAGGUAUGCAUCUUCUUGGCCUUCAUCUGUUGGGCCCUUGGCUUUUCUCAAAUUAUUCCUAUACUCAUCUACUUAUUAAGAUUUACUCUUUAUAAAUCCAAUGAAAUCAACCACUUCUUCUGUGACAUUGUGCCAUUAAUAAAACUUUCCUGCAAUGACAUGUCAUCUCUGGAACUCUACAUUUUAAUCAAUGGGAUUUUCCUCUCUAUUUUUCCCUUUCUUUUGACUUUUUUCUCUUACAUUUUUAUUAUUCAGUCCAUAUUAAAAAUCCAUUCCAACACUGGCAGACAUAAAGCCUUCUAUACAUGUUCCUCACACCUGACGGUUGUAGCUCUACUUUACAUCACUUUGGGCUGCCAGUACUUGAAACCAAAAUGGCAGGGCAAUCUGGACUCCAAUAAACUGUUUUCACUUUUCAACACAGCCACUGUCCCUAUGCUAAACCCUUUGAUUUACAGUUUAAAGAAUAAAGAUGUGAAGUUGGCUCUCAGAAAAACACUAAAAUUUCAAAGAAAAUAUUUCUAA
Messenger RNA from Nanorana parkeri, 939 nucleotides. RefSeq names its product olfactory receptor 146-like. NCBI's taxonomy places the organism in Eukaryota, Metazoa, Chordata, Amphibia, Anura, Dicroglossidae. The record is from RefSeq and is a predicted model, not a curated record. Gene Ontology annotation, cellular component: membrane. Gene Ontology annotation, molecular function: G protein-coupled receptor activity; olfactory receptor activity. Gene Ontology annotation, biological process: G protein-coupled receptor signaling pathway. The transcript has a single exon. The coding region runs from base 1 to 939 and encodes 312 amino acids.